AACGAUGCAUUUUUUUUUUGGUUUCUUCAGAUUUCAUUCAUCUCCCUGUGAAGAAAAAUAGAAGAAGCAAUUGUGUCACUCAAUUUCGAGUGACACUAUCAAAUCCAAUUAGGCUAUUCUCACCUGGUUACACUGGUCACUGGACGUAUACUGUUGUUCCUAAACUUUUUGAUUGUAGGGAUGUUGGUGCAGGAACCUAUGGCUUGGAAGGAGGAUUACCUCACUUCUCAAAUCAUUGGUUAUAUAAUUUACUUACUUAGAUUCUUGUUGGUCUAUGCAAUUGUUUCCUUUGGAUCAGUUGCCAUGAUUAUCUACUCACAGACAGUGUGGACAAGUGGGUUAUACACAAGGUGUUUGAUAAAUUGUCUCAACCAGUUUAUACGUGAUUUGGGAAAACUAAGAUAUGGGUAUUGUUAGCUGGAGUAAGAGGUUAAGCGGAACGGUUAUAAUGUGAUUGGAGGGCGCCCCAACACUAAGAUGGCGGCCACUAACACUUAUAAAUAAUAACAACUCUUGCCUCUCCCUCUCUUUUCUCCACAACAUUAAAACAAGAACCCUUUUUUGGAUAUCAACAAGUGUUACAGUGUAAAUCAUUGAAGGAAUUCAAGGAAGAAGAAGAAGGAGAAUUAUCUAAAAAGCUCUUACUGAUUAUCGUAAGAAGUGUUACUGUGUAAACCAUUAAAGGGGAAGGAAGAAGAAGAAGAAGAAGAAGAGAAGAAGAAGAAGAACAAGUACAAGAAGAACAAGAAGAAGAAGAAGUGAAGAGGAAGGAGAAUUAUCUUAAAGCUCUUGACUGGUUAUCAAAAGUUAAUCCUAAUGGUGAAAUCAGACGAGGAGGCUAGCCCAAAUAGCAAAGUUGAACAGCAACCCGAGUCUAUGAACGCAAUCAUUUUGGAAAUGCUGAAGCAAUUGCGAGCUUCAAUUAAGUCUGAAGUGACUGCAAUUGUUAAUAGUGAAAUGAGAAUUCAGAGGCAGCAGAUGAGUGAUUCUCUUCUCGAGUCACUUCCAACUACUGUGAAGUUUAAGGGGGCAGUCAAGAGUGAGGUGGAAAAAAUGCUCGCAAGUGAAAGGGAACAGCAAAAAAAGCAAAUUUGCGACUCUCUCCUCGUGUCACUACCAAAUUUGGAGAACUUCAAGGGGGUAGUCAAGAGUGAGGUGGAAACAGUAAUUGCUGACGAAAGGGAACGAAUGAAGCAGCAACUAUACGAUUCUGUCCUCGAGUCACUGCCAUCUACAGAAAAGUUCAAGGAGGUAAUUACAACAGCAGUGGUAACCGUACUCAGUGGUGAAAGGGAAGGGCAGAAAGAGCAAAUAAAAGACUCAGUCCUUGCAUCAUUACCAGCCACAAAGAUACUGAAGCUGAUGAUUAAGAAUCAAGUGAAUGCUGCAUUAAACAACCUGCAACCUACUGGACAAGCUGGCACACAUGCCAACCAAAACCACGAUGAAGCUGAAAUGUUCAGCAGUAAAAUAGCAGAGAAGUCAAAUGUCGAGAAGGCUGAGAGUAAACUACAGCGAAAAAUAGCAGAGACAAUGAACGUUCCAGUGUUUAUGUCCUUAUUAGUGGGGUUCACCACGAUUGUGUCUCAGCAGCCCUUGCAGACACAUAAAGAGCUUCAGCUUUUGAUUGCUCUCAUGGUAGUCAUCGUCUUUGGUACACUGCUGUACCUUUACUCCGUUUGGUCGAAAUUAGCUACCUUAAAGAGCAGGGUUACCUCUUUAGGAGAAAAGCGACGAAUUUUGAAUAAUGAAUCAGUAGCCCUUGUUCAAGGAAUUUUGGCUCCAGAGGUUUGCAGUUAAAAAGUGAGAAACAGCAGUCGUUUAUCGAUGAGAUGGAGCAAGGUUCAACGCUCACUCAAAAGACUUGGGAGGAGUAUCGCUGGAUAGUGAUUGGAUUAGGUAUAUUCACAGUAUUAUUUUCAUGUUUGGUUGGUUACCUCUCUUACACCAACUGGGUGGACAUUAUGAAGGCUGUAGCAACACAUGAACCUAAGAUUCAACUGUUUGACUCUUGAAGAGCUCAAAACCAAUGAAGUCAGCUUUGUAUAAUCCACAAUUGGCUCGUGUAAAAUUUCAAUUCUGUCUAUCUAUUUUUUUUUCUUCUAAGUUCCUGCCACUGGGCAUGUUUGUGAAU
Molecule: messenger RNA, 2134 nt
Organism: Papaver somniferum (opium poppy)
Lineage: Eukaryota; Viridiplantae; Streptophyta; Magnoliopsida; Ranunculales; Papaveraceae
Exons: 5
Coding region: 817-1800 (327 amino acids)
Source: RefSeq, a predicted model, not a curated record